Messenger RNA from Melospiza georgiana, 1897 nucleotides. It is a transcript of the gene PLD4, whose product is annotated as phospholipase D family member 4. The transcript is spliced from 11 exons. Gene Ontology annotation, molecular function: catalytic activity. Gene Ontology annotation, cellular component: nucleus; endoplasmic reticulum; phagocytic vesicle. Gene Ontology annotation, biological process: hematopoietic progenitor cell differentiation; phagocytosis. The coding region runs from base 63 to 1610 and encodes 515 amino acids. The record is from RefSeq and is a predicted model, not a curated record. Lineage: Eukaryota; Metazoa; Chordata; Aves; Passeriformes; Passerellidae.
CACAAGGCUGGGAGUAACAUCAGAAUUCAGGGGGACAUCCACACAGGAGGAGACCUUCCAGGAUGAUUGUGAAAACAGCAUUAAAAACAUCCCUGAUGUUUGAUGAGUCCUCCAACAUGAAAUUAGGCGUGAACAAUCAAAAAGACGUCAAAACGUUUCAAAUCUUGGGGGCAAUUCUGACUCUUGGUCUGGUCCUGGUGGCUUUUUACUUCCUAAGCAUGGACAGCACAGCUGAUGGUAACGGAGAAAAAGCGGCAAUUGUCAGCAUUUACAGAAAUGUGGAGGAGGAAGGACUGUACAGAGAUCUCCCAGAAGAAGAAGGACUCUAUGGGGACAUCCCAGAAGCCACCAACAGAUGCAAUGACUCCUGCAGCUUUGAACUUGUGGAAAAUGUUCCAUAUGACUUACCCUUCGAGAUAAACAGCACUGCAGCCAAACCCUUGUACCAAGCCUGGACAAAACUGCUUGAUCUAGCCCAGGAAAAAGUGUAUGUGGCUUCUUACUACUGGUCUCUCACUGGGAAGGAUAUUGGUGUCAAUGACUCCUCUUCCAAGCAGGGUGAAGAUAUUCUGCAGAGGUUUGAGAGGUUACUUGCACAGAAUGUCUCUUUGUAUAUUGCAGCAAGCUCACCCACUCUGGCUACAAAAUCAAGGGACCUUGAGCUUUUAGAGGAAAAAGGGGCUCAUGUGAAAAAGAUUGAUUUUGGACAUUUGACAGGAGGAGUGUUGCAUAGCAAAUUCUGGAUAGUAGACAUGAAACACGUAUAUAUUGGUAGCGCAAACAUGGACUGGAGAUCUUUAUCUCAGGUGAAGGAGCUUGGUGCUGUGAUGUAUAAUUGCAGCUGCUUGGCCCAAGACCUCUGGAAAACAUUUAGUACCUACUGGGAUGUUGGAUAUCCUAAUGCUACCAUCCCAGACCCUUGGCCUCUUAAUUACUCAACCCACAUUAACAAGCAUAAUCCUCUGGAAGUAGAAUUUAAUGGAAUCUUGACAAAAACCUAUUUUUCUGCUUCUCCUCCAGCAUUUUGCCCAGAAGGUCGCACCCGUGACCUCCAUGCUAUACUCAGUAUCAUCAGCCAGGCACAGGAGUUUGUCUAUGUUUCUGUUAUGGAAUAUUUCCCUACCAGCCGUUUUAUUCAACCAAAAAGGUACUGGCCAGCCAUUGACAACGCCCUGAGACGUGCAGCUUUCAACCACCGAGUGCGGGUCCGGCUCCUGGUCAGCUGCUGGGCCUACACCGACCCAGCCAUGCUCCACUACCUCAGGUCCCUGCGUGCCCUCGACAACCCACACGCCCACAUCAGCAUCGACGUGAAACUCUUCAUUGUUCCUGUUCUCAAUCACACAAACAUUCCUCAUGGGAGAGUGAAUCACAACAAGUACAUGGUCACUGAUAAAGUAGCCUACAUCGGGACCUCCAAUUGGUCAGAAAACUACUUCACUGAUACAGCUGGUGUGGGACUAAUUAUCAAACAGGAUUCAACCAACCUGCAAAGAAGGCAACAACCCGUCCAGGAGCAGAUGAAAGAUCUUUUUGAGCGAGACUGGAAUUCCCAAUAUGCGGUGAAUCUGGAAGAUGUGCAGGGACAGAAAGACUGUAAAUGGGAUUAGACCUGAAGUGAAUUGAAAUGUGCACUUAAAAUAGAAACAAAAAAAUGAAUUUGAAUCUUGUUCACAUGCAAAUCAAGGAACUCUCUUCUUUUUGUCCUUGUCAGAGAAAUCACUUCCUCGUGGCAUCCACACUGGUGGCAUGAGAAUUUCUGAUAGUUGACUCUACCUGCAAAACCACCAGUCAGUGUGUGAUGUUUGAUUUUUUGGUGUGAUUACCUCAUUGCAGAGUUAAUGAAAUGCAUACAAUGUUGUAUGACAAGCUGUCUGACAUUAAAGCAAACAUCAGA